AUGUCGGCGAGCCCCGCAUCCCCCGCUGGCGGCGACAACAAGCAGGCAGAUCAAAUUCACUUCAAAUUCUGUCGUGAAUGUUCUAACCUGCUGUACCCGAAGGAGGACCGAGCUACUAACCAGCUCAUGUUCACCUGCCGCACCUGCCACGUUGGAGAGCCCGCUAGCUCCUACUGCGUUUACCAGAACAAGCUCAACAGCCAGGUUGGUGAUACCGCCGGUGUCACCCAGGAUGUGGGCUCUGACCCCACGGUUUGUCUCUCCGAAUUUCUUUGUGUUGCCAACUUCUGCCUUCUUUGCGGCGAGUCAGUCCUUUGCGCCGACUGUGCCCAGGCUGAGCCGAUUUUCAUGGACGACCUGGAUGUCUCGGAGAAUGAGGUUACUUGCAUGAUUAUCAAUGGCCAGGCCGACUCCGAUUCCAGCACCCAGCCCAUUGACAAUUAG
This is a messenger RNA of Penicillium verhagenii, 444 nucleotides long. RefSeq names its product DNA-directed RNA polymerase II core subunit RPB9. Gene Ontology annotation, biological process: DNA-templated transcription; maintenance of transcriptional fidelity during transcription elongation by RNA polymerase II; transcription initiation at RNA polymerase II promoter. The record is from RefSeq and is a predicted model, not a curated record. The transcript has 2 exons. Gene Ontology annotation, cellular component: RNA polymerase II, core complex. Gene Ontology annotation, molecular function: DNA-directed RNA polymerase activity. Lineage: Eukaryota; Fungi; Ascomycota; Eurotiomycetes; Eurotiales; Aspergillaceae. Bases 1 to 444 code for a protein of 147 amino acids.